Messenger RNA from Daktulosphaira vitifoliae (grape phylloxera), 3002 nucleotides. RefSeq names its product cullin-3-B-like. Gene Ontology annotation, biological process: protein ubiquitination; ubiquitin-dependent protein catabolic process. Gene Ontology annotation, cellular component: Cul3-RING ubiquitin ligase complex. The transcript is spliced from 3 exons. Gene Ontology annotation, molecular function: ubiquitin protein ligase binding. NCBI's taxonomy places the organism in Eukaryota, Metazoa, Arthropoda, Insecta, Hemiptera, Phylloxeridae. The coding region runs from base 305 to 2689 and encodes 794 amino acids. The record is from RefSeq and is a predicted model, not a curated record.
UUAGUUUCUAUAACAUUUGUCUCUUUAGUGAUAGUUGAACGUGCUCCGUGUAGUUCUACUAGCCAAAAUUAUAUAAAUUUUAAAAAAAUAAUCUUAUAAAGGAAGAAAUUGAUGUAUGUACCUUAACGGUCAGAGGUACUUUUAAAAAUUAGAUUAGACAAUUUAACAGAAUUAAAAAAGAAGUUAAUAAUCUUCUCUUUUGUUACUGAUACUAAAUAUUAUUUGACAAAAGGAUAUUUUCGUGUACCUACUAUUUAGUAUAACUAAAAGGACCGUUAUGUAUCCAUGAAACUUGUUGACUGCCAUGAGUAAUGAUCCUUUGGGACGAAGACGUACAAGCAUAAUGAACAGCACAGUACCAAAAAAGCGAACAAACAUGAGAGUUAAAGCAUUCCCAUCCCGCACUGAUGAGAAAUAUGUUGACAACACUUGGGCAAUGCUUAAAAAUGCUAUACAGGAAAUACAUAAAAAGAACAACUCUUGUUUGAGCUUUGAAGAAUUAUAUCGAAAUGCAUACACAAUGAUUUUAUUAAAACAUGGUGAAAGAUUGUAUAAUGGCAUGAGAGAAACAGUAGCUACACACUUAGAAUCUAAAGUCCGUGAAGAUGUAUUAAAUUCUCUGAAUAAUAACUUCCUUCAGACCCUUGAUGAAUGUUGGAGAGACCAUCAAACGUCAAUGGUAAUGAUAAGAGAUAUUCUUAUGUACAUGGAUAAAGUAUAUGUCAAAAAUAAUGAGGUGGAUAGUGUCUACAACCUUGGUCUGGUUUUAUUUCGUGAUAUUAUAGUACGGCAUGAUCGUAUUAGAGAUCACUUACGUGAAACAUUGUUAAGUAUGGUGAUGCGUGAAAGAAAUGGUGAAGUUAUUGAUAGAAUUGCAUUAAAAAAUGCUUGUCAAAUGCUUAUGGUAUUAGGAAUUCAAAAUCGUUCUGUUUAUCAAGAAGAUUUUGAACGUCCAUUUCUUGCACAGUCUAGUGAGUUUUACAAUGUUGAAAGUCAAUUGCUUUUGGCUGAAAAUAGUGCUUCCAUUUAUAUUAAAAAAGCUGAAGCUCGCAUUAAUGAAGAAGCAGAACGAGCUAAAAAUUAUCUUGAUGUAUCAACUGAAAGCCACAUUAUAAAAGUGGUUGAAGAACAACUCAUUCAAAAACAUAUGAAAACAAUAGUAGAAAUGGAAAAUUCUGGUUUUGUAUUUAUGCUUAGAAAUCAAAGAACUCAAGAUUUAGCUUGUAUGUAUAAGCUUUUAAGUAAUUUGUCUGAUGGCCUUAAAACAAUGUCAGAUUGUUUAAGUAAAUAUUUAAGAGAAGAAGGAGGAUCAUUAGUUAAAGAAGAUGAAACUGAUUUAAAUCCUGUUACUUAUGUACAGAGUUUAUUAGAUCUUAAAGACCGAUUAGAUUAUUUUCUGUACAAUUCGUUUUCUGGUGAUAAAAUGUUUAAACAAACUAUUUCUUCUGAUUUUGAACAUUUUUUAAAUUUAAACCCAAAAUCUCCCGAGUAUAUGUCCUUAUUUAUCGAUGAUAAACUAAAAAAAGGAGUUAGAGGUAUGGAUGAAAAUGACUUAGAACCUGUACUUGAUAAAGCUAUGGUUUUGUUUCGAUUUCUCCAAGAUAAAGAUGUUUUUGAAACAUAUUAUAAACAACAUCUGGCUAAAAGAUUACUUUUAAACAAAUCUGUUAGUGAUGACAAUGAAAAAAAUAUGAUCUCCAAAUUAAAAACUGAAUGCGGAUGUCAAUUUACUUCUAAACUAGAAGGUAUGUUCAAAGAUAUGUCUUUGUCAAAUACUGUGAUGGAUUCUUUCAAACAAUAUUUAAGUGGUAUACCGAAUUCUAAUUGUAAUAAUAUUGAUUUAUCUGUUCGGGUUUUAACUACAGGAUUUUGGCCCUUACCAACAACUACCCCAAAAUGCAAUGUACCUAGUGUAGCACGUUUAGCAUAUGAUGAGUUUCGAACUUUUUAUUUAAGUAAGCACAAUGGCCGUCAACUAAGACUUCAACCUCAAUUGGGUUCAGCUGAUAUAACAGCUAUUUUCAAUGAAACUCGCCGUGAUAAUAGUGCAACAUCUGUGAUUAGUUCUAGUGCUAGUGGUAACACUAUUGUUUCUACAUCAUCAAAUUCUGGAACUAGUGUCAAUACAAUUGGGUUAUUAGCUGUUCGCAAACAUCUUUUCCAAGUAUCAACUUAUCAAAUGGCAAUAUUAAUGUUAUUUAAUACAUAUGAAAAAAUUACAAUGGAAACAAUUAUGAAUGAGACAGAUAUAAAUGAAAAAGAUCUCACAAGAGCUUUACAAUCAUUAGCUAUGGGUAAGCCAUCUCAAAGAGUACUGUUAAAAAAUCCAAAAACUAAAGAAAUUGGACUUAACCAUGAGUUCUCAAUCAAUGAAUCAUAUACUUCAAAAUUAUAUCGUGUUAAAAUUCAGUCUAUCACAACUAAAGGGGAAAAUGAGCCAGAACGUCGAAAAACAAAGGAUAAAGUUGAAGAAGAUAGGAAACAUGAAGUUGAGGCAGCAUUAGUUCGAAUUAUGAAAGCUCGUAAAAAAUUAACUCAUAAUAUACUUAUAAUGGAAGUAACUGAACAAUUAAGGUCAAGAUUUAUGCCUUCACCUGUUCUCAUUAAAAAACGAAUAGAAUGUUUGAUUGAGAGAGAGUAUCUGGCUAGAACUCCAGAAGAUCGAAAUACUUAUAAUUAUGUUGCAUAAAUAUUGACUAUUUAUCAACUUAGAUAUUAAAUAAAUACCAGUUUAGCUGCUGAAUUGAAUAAAAUAAGUUUUAUACAAGAGCUCCAGAUUGAAUCAUUUUAAAUGAUGAAUACCAAACAACAAAAUAAAAUAUUGAUCCAUGUAAACAUUAUUUUGUUCAAUUAUAUUCUUAAAAUGGAGUGAACCAAAAAUUUAAUUAAUAUUAUAAACAUAUUGUACAUACAUCAUAUAACUUAGGUGUUUUAUAUGAAAAAAUACUUUAUAAGUGUAAAUGUAUACUCAAACUAAUUAAUAAAAAUCUAAUAAAUUAUAA